CCACAUGGACCCCACUCGAGGUAAAACUCUCCUGUAAGUUAUAAAGGACCAGGUUCGCGACUACCCGCUUGCACUUACUCAGUGAAACUCUCAGAUAACCCGCGGUUGCUACACCACAUUUUUCACCAUGAGGAUUAUUCUACUGGUGAUACCGGUCUGCCUUUUCGUUUUGGCGGAAGCCAGAAGAGCCCAGCAAAUACGUCCACGCGUAGAGCAGCCUCAAGUCUACUACGUUGACGAGGACGAUCAAGGAGCCGAAGAGGAGGAAUCCCCCGUCGUUUAUCAACCGAGAACUCGAGCGCUUCCCUCCCCACGUUCGAAGGAUACGAACGCCUCGAAACCUCCGCCGGUUCAAACGAUCCGCAACUACAACAAGGUGAACGACGACGGUUCGUUUACAUUCGGUUACGAAGCGGCGGACGGUUCCUUCAAGGAAGAAACUCGGGGAACGGAUUGCGUAGUUCGAGGAAAGUACGGCUACGUGGAUCCGGACGGUAACAAAAGGGAGUUCACGUACGUUUCCGGCAAUCCGUGCGACCCGAAUGCGCCGAAAGAGGACGACGACGAACCGGCCCGCGCUCAACAAGAAGAAGAUGUAUCCGGACCGGCGAAUUACCCCUCGGUGCGACCGGUGCCUCGUCCCGUCAGACCGACUUACACCGCGCCCACCACCAGAGCCCCGACGACGGUAUUUCAAUCGCAGUACGAAAUCGCUGACGAUGACGAGAGCCAGGAACUGGCGGACGUUCGCCCCCGACCUGCCCAACCGCAUCGUCGUCCUUCGGUAGUGACGAUUCCCAGGCGUCAGCAGUACAAUUCGCAAACUCCCGCAACUCCGAGCCAAAGUAGCGCAUCUGUUUAUCAGUCGGCCGCUUCCAGAUAUCCGACCCAAACCACUCCGUCGCCGGCUUACAGGACGUCACCUGCCUCUCCGUCGACUAUUUAUAGAGCAUUCGAAGCCUCGACCACCCCGAGUCCUCGACCUCAGACGUAUCGUCCUCCUUUUGUUCCAUCGGUUUCCAUAACUCCGCGACCUCACGCCGCUCAGGUUGCCGCGCAGUACGCGCCGCCAAGCCAGACGGAACGACCCGGUGUUAUUUUCGCCUCGGCGAGUCCUUCGCACUUGGUCAAUCAUCGUACAACGAGCACGGUCUCACCGUCGCCGGUUUCAGCCUCGCCUUCAGCGACGAGUCUCGAUUUUGCGGCUGAAUUAGAGCGGUACGUUAACACCGUCGGCAUUAGCCCGAGGCCGGUCAGACCUACGAGACCGUCUCCUCCCCCUCAACAAGCGGCGAAAGUAAAGACGUCCGCACCGGCGACCGACCCGAUCUAUCAAUCGGAACUCGUUUAUGACCCGUCAACCGGUCAGUACAAUACACAACUUUAUCAGACUUUACCUCAAACGCUAGGCGACUUUAGUUUGAGUCACAAACUACAACCGUUCGUAUCUCAGCCCGCACACGUCCAAAGACAGCAACAACAUCAUCUCCAACAGCUUCAGCAAGAACAGGAUCCGCGUCAGUCGGCGGCUUCCGUUUACAGACAACAAACGCCCGCAAGUUCCGCCGCCCCCCAGCCCCAAGAGGCAAUUUUCAGACAGCAGCAGUCGCAGAUCUUUCAACAGUCCCAGCAACUUUACGCCCAACAGCAACGAAGACAGCAGCAACCCCAUCGGUUUCAACUUCUAGAAUCCCAGCAAGGUUCUCAACCCUUCUAUUACAUCUCGCCGUCCCGGUCGUCGAGUAACGACAACUCGUCACCUCUGUCCGUAGGACAAAUCGAUCAGUUCUUACGCGGGGCCAGCAACUCCUUUUAGUCGAUAUUUCGUGAACUCAGCUUUUUGUCACGCGACAAAAAUUAUUACGGAGAGUCAGAGCCAACCUUCGUCUUUCGAUCCAGUUGUCGAUUCGUCAUCGCAAUUUCAAACACCCUAAAUAGCGUGAACAAAAAAAAAAAAGAAAAAGGAAAAAAAAAAAGGGAAAAUUCGUUCGACGCGUUCUUCCGCGAACCUUAAUUCGAAAUAUCUCACAUUAGAACAUAUAACGGUGAAAGCUUACCUGACGCAAUAUCAUCGCGGGUUGGCGUUCGAACUCGUAUUUCCUUAUAAUACCUAUACCAUUAGAACGAUUAAAUUAUCUCGUCUAACGAGUCCCCCUUGUCUUCGCGUCGUCAACACUUUGCCUACGACUCACCCCGUCCGAGCUGACGUAAUUUCAUGCGUGAUUGAAAAUACUGAGAAUGAGAAAAAAAAAAUGGAGUCAGAAGAAAGAAGAAUGAAAAACGUUUUGUAAUUCUCGCACGGAAUUCAUCCCCUCGUGCGGUGGAAACCGAGUCCGCUGACCGUUGUCCGCGCGUUUGCGGUACGCGAUCUGCGGUUACCGCGUUAGCUUCCCCGCGGAAAUUCUUGCGCGCCGAUGAAUGGGAGAAAAAAUGAAAGAAAGAAAAAAAAAAAAUUGUAUAAAUAAAGAAAUAAAAAUUUACACACGACGAGAUGAAUGAAUAAUCGAAUGCAUUACGAAGCAGAGUCACGCUUGUUAAACUCCCGACAAAGUCCGUUUAAUUACUGCGUUAAUAUGAAUUUUAACUGUUUUUCUUUUUUUUAAUUUUUUACCAAAAAUAUCACGAUCAACCGAAUUGAUAAACUUUGCAACGCGCGUCGAAAUUCAGAUGCAGUCGUACCCACGUCCGUAAUAAUUUUAUUCGAAACAAGCGAAAUUUCAAAAUAAAAAAAUUGAAUGUAAUAAAAUUGGAGAAAAGAGUUGCUAGAAUAGUAAUCGUCGUUAUUGUAUAAUUAUUCUAAAGAUACCGUAAGGUACACGGGUGUACGGAUGUAGGUCACGGUUGUUGCCUCAGGAUCACACCUACGAAUGAAAAACUUCUUUGAAAAGAAUAACGAUGAUAUUACAAAAGCACACUCCAACUUUUGCACACCUCCGACUUCGAUUUAAUCUCACCGUAUUAACUUCCAAAGUCUCGUAAAACAAAAAAAAAAAAAACUCGCGCGGUGCGCGAUACAACGUACGUUACGCAACAAUUUGCAAAUGAUCAAAGUCUUUAUAUUUGAGUGAACAAACGCACGGUUAUAAAGAACCACCGCCUAUAAUACCCACGGUAAAUUGCAAUCACUUUCAUUGGCGUGGCUCGGCCAAGUCUACUCGUGAAACAACAUUCUAAUAUAUCGCUAUUUCAACUCGUGGUACCGUACGUAGUACAUAGAUAUGUGCAUAUUUUUAAAUACACAACUGCACGCGUUGCAUCGAGUCACUUUCCUGACCGGGGCCGAGUUUUCCUCCGAUAAAAUGUAUCGGCUAUUUAUGCGGAAUGGAUGUAGUCGCAGUAGAGUUAUACGAGAUCACUUUCCGUUACGUUAGUUUUCACCCGUAGCUGAUCGAUCGGGUGGAAAGUUUUUUCUUCCGCUUUGCCUCAGUUUUUCUUUUCUUGUCUUCUCUGUUCUUUUUUUUUUUUUUUUUGGUUUUUUUCCCCCCCGCUUCGUAUCAAAUUUGCAAUAAUUAUCCGGACUUUUUGAUCACAUUUACUUUACGUGGUAUACCGAUAGAAUUUAUUCGACGAUUGUCGAUGAAAAGAAAAAAAAAAAUGUUGUAAAUAUUAUACCUACGUGUAAAAUGAUAAAGUGUACGUAAUAAUUAAGUUAGUUGUAUGGAUAUUAUAUUAUCGAUCGUAACGUAGCGACAACGAAACUCAAUUAAUUUUAACCUUUUGAGAAAAAAACGAAAACGAACACGUCUUAAUGAUAACGAUAAAAUAAAUACGAACGAUAUUUUUACGUAUGAAACAUUUAGUUAUUAUUUUUAUACCGUUUAUAUAAAAUAUAUAUAUAUUGAAUAUUGUAUACGAUCGAUGAAUAAAGUGUUAUCAAAAA
Messenger RNA from Athalia rosae (coleseed sawfly), 3880 nucleotides. Its product is annotated as proteoglycan 4-like. The coding region runs from base 128 to 1816 and encodes 562 amino acids. Gene Ontology annotation, molecular function: structural constituent of chitin-based larval cuticle. Gene Ontology annotation, cellular component: chitin-based extracellular matrix. The transcript has 2 exons. NCBI's taxonomy places the organism in Eukaryota, Metazoa, Arthropoda, Insecta, Hymenoptera, Athaliidae. The record is from RefSeq and is a predicted model, not a curated record.